Molecule: messenger RNA, 519 nt
Organism: Necator americanus (New World hookworm)
Lineage: Eukaryota; Metazoa; Nematoda; Chromadorea; Rhabditida; Ancylostomatidae
Exons: 5
Coding region: 1-519 (172 amino acids)
Source: RefSeq, a predicted model, not a curated record
AUGUUUAUUGUAUUUCUACUCGUGUUGAUUCCACUGGCUGUUCUUAGCUGUUCUGCAGUCUCACCUGGUCAAGAAGCUCAGGUUAUGUUUCAAGCAGAUGGACUCAUAACAAUACCUGUAGAAUUUGCUUAUUCGUUCGCAAAAGUGGAUGUGCUUGAUAAAUUCCCAAAAUUCUCUACAACUUCUUCAGAUUCCAUUAAAAAUCUACAGACAUACAUGAAAAAUGCGGUCAAGUUAGCAAUCACUGAGGAGGCAAAGAGGGCAGGUGUCGAGAAUCUUGUGUCGGAUAUAGCGAAUCAAAUCACUCCGACCGUUCACUAUAGCCCUAUGAACUGUUCGAAAGCCGAUAGCAAAGCUAUUGCUCCAAGUGGACCUGGUUACGCUUGUGUUGUGAUAAACGACGUUAUUACAAAUGUGUCAUACGAUGCACAAAAUGCAGUGGAAAUCCCGGAACAAUUUCAGCAAUUCAUAGUGUCACUUACAGUAUUGCGAUACAUGUGGACAGUCACAGUCCGAUAA